Molecule: messenger RNA, 4905 nt
Organism: Elgaria multicarinata webbii
Lineage: Eukaryota; Metazoa; Chordata; Lepidosauria; Squamata; Anguidae
Gene: TRAPPC11
Product: trafficking protein particle complex subunit 11
Exons: 31
Coding region: 175-3588 (1137 amino acids)
Source: RefSeq, a predicted model, not a curated record
GGCGACUGCUGCUGCUACUGGGGUCCUUCCCUCUUUCUCCCAGGGCAGGGCUAGGCCUUUGCAUGGGCGGUGUGUCACUGGAGGUUGAGCGGGGCCGUCGCCGCUGACGGUGAGGGGCCUUCUUCCCCGCUCAGAAGGGUUCUUGCAGCGCAGAUUUUACUGCAUACUGUCAAGAUGAGCCCGUCACAGUGGGACUUUCCGGUGGAACUAUGUUGCCGGCCUAUGGCCUUUGUUACACUCACAGGCUUGGAUGUAGUGUAUAAUGCUGUUCAUCGGGCAGUUUGGGAUGCGUUUUGUGCAAAUAGGAGAGCAGACAGAGUACCAAUUUCUUUUAAAGUACUCCCUGGAGAUCAUGAGUAUCCUAAAUGUAGAACAAAGAGAACGUCAUAUGAAUGGUACAUUCCAAAAGGCAUCUUGAAGACGGGUUGGAUGAACAAGCAUCUGAAUUUGGUGCCUGCGCUUGUUGUGGUGUUCUAUGAACUUGACUGGGAUGAGCCACAGUGGAAAGAAAAACAGUCAGAGUGUGCUACAAGAGUUGAAAUUGUUAGGCAGAGUUUGCAAGGAAGAAACACAAAAGUUGCUGUAGUUUUGAUUCAGAAGAAAACACCAUUACCUCCAGGAGAAGAUGUUAUUGCUUCUGAAAGAGCAGCAGCUUUAUGUAAUGCUUGUGACCUCUCUGGAAAAUCCCUGUUUGUUUUGCCACACACUGAUCAUCUUGUAGGUUAUAUUAUAAGGUUAGAGAAUGCUUUCUAUGAACAUGCACAGACCUAUUACUACACAGAAAUCCGAAGGGUGAAAUCUCAUAAAGAAUAUCUAAACAAAACAACACAUCAGCUUUUAUUUGUUAGACAUCAGUUCAAAAUAGCAUUCUUCAGUGAGUUGAAGCAGGACACACAGAAUGCUCUAAAAAACUACAGAACUGCAUAUAAUCUUGUUCAUGAAUUGAGAGCUCAUGAAACCAAUAUGCUGGAAAUCAAGACAAUGGCAGGAUUUAUAAAUUACAAGAUUUGCCGCCUGUGUUUUCAGCAUAAUACACCACUGGAUGCAAUUGCGCAGUUUAGAAAACACAUAGAUUUGUGCAAGAAAAAAAUAGGGAGUGCGGAGUUGGCUUUUGAGCACGCUGCCUGGAUGUCAAAACAAUUUCAAGCUUUUGGAGACUUGUUCGAUGAAGCUAUUAAACUAGGAUUGACUGCUAUACAGACACAAAAUCCAGGUUUUUAUUACCAGCAGGCAGCAUACUAUGCACAAGAACGGAAGCAAUUGGCAAAUAUCCUCUGUAAUCAUGAGCCUUCUGUGAUGUACCCCAAUCCGGAUCCACUGGAAACUCAAACUGGAAUGCUUGACUUCUAUGGACAAAGGCCAUGGAGGCAGGGAAUACUAAGUUUUGAUCUCAAUGAUUCUGAAAAGGAAAAAAUAGGAAUUUUGGCACUGCAACUGAAAGAGAAGAGGGUUCUUCAUUCUGAGUUGAUCAUCACCUUGCUGAGUAAUGCAGUUGCUCAAUUCAAGAAGUACAAAUGCCCAAGAAUGAAAAGUCAUUUGAUGGUUCAGAUGGGUGAAGAAUAUUACUAUGCUAAAGAUUACACCAAAGCUUUGAAGCUGCUCGAUUACGUUUUGUGUGAUUACCGUAGUGAAGGAUGGUGGACUCUCCUGACUUCUAUCCUGAGCACAGCUCUUAAAUGUUCCUAUCUUAUGGCUCAAAUAAAAGAUUAUAUUACAUACUCAUUAGAGCUCCUGGGGAGAGCAUCUACUUUGAAAGAGGAUCAAAAAUCUCGAAUAGAAAAGAAUCUGAUCAAAGUUCUCAUGAAUGAGAAUCCAGACGCAGAACCUGACUGUGAUACUGCUUCUGUGAAAGCAGCACAGAAGUUGUGGGCUGAUCGAGUUUCUCUGGCAGGCAGUAAUAUUUUUACAAUAGAAGUUCAAGAUUUUGUUCCAUUUGUGCAGUGCAAAGCCAAAUUUCUUGCUCCAAGUUUUCACGUCGAUGCACCAGUUCAGUUUGACAUAUACUUGAAAGCUGAUUGCCCACAUCCUAUCCGGUUUUCUAAGUUAUGUGUCAGUUUCAAUAAUCAGGAAUACAACCAGUACUGCAUGGUGGAAGAAGCCUGUCAAAAAAGUGAAAUCUUGGAACCAUCCACACAGGGCACGUUGUGUCUUAUCCCUGGUAAAACAAAGAAGUUCACUUUCAAAUUUGUGGCAAAAACAGAGGACGUUGGAAAGAAGAUUGAGAUCACAUCGGUGGAUUUGAUUCUGGGCGGUGAGAGUGGCAGGUGUGUGAUGGUGAACUGGCACGGAGGAGGAGGAGAUGCUGCUGCUUCUCAAGAAGCAUUGCUGGCUGCUCGUUCCUUCAAAAGGCGACCUAAACUUCCAGAUAAUGACAUUCAUUGGGACAGCCUGAGUGUUCAGGCAAGCACCAUGAUCAUUUCUAGAGUGCCAAACAUUUCUGUCCAGCUUAGUCAUGAACCUCCCGCCCUGACGAAUGAAAUGUACUGUUUGGUGGUGACAAUCCAGUCACAUGAGAAGACGGUUGCCAAAGAUGUAAAGCUCACAGCAGGCUUAAAACCAGGCCAAGAUGCAAACCUGACUCAGAAAACUCAUGUGACUCUAAAUGGAACAGAAAUGUGUGAUGAUUCCUAUCCUGCCCUACUUCAUGAUAUCCCUGUAGGAGACUUGCAACCAGGUGAAAAGCUGGAAAAAUCUAUAUAUCUUCACUGUGGAACAGUUGGUACUAGGAUGUUUCUCGUAUAUGUUUCCUACCUAGUGAGUGCAACCAUUGAGGGGAAAGAGAUUCUCUGCAAGUGUCACAGGGAUGAGACAGUUACUAUAGAAACAGUAUUUCCUUUUGAUGUCGCCGUUAGGUUUGCCUCAACUAAGUUUGAGCAUUUAGAUAAGGUCUUUGCAGACAUACCAUUUUUACUGAUGACAGACAUCCUAAGUGCUUCACCUUGGGCCCUGACUGUUGUAACUACCCAGCUGCAGCUUUCUUCUUCUAUGACAGCAGUGGAUCAGCUGGAAUCUUAUGUGGAAAAUGUUGUUUUACAGACAGGUGAGAGUGCUAGUGAAUGUUUUUGCCUUCGUUGUCCACCAGUUACCGGUCAAGGUGGAGUGGUUACUGGAUAUUAUGUAAUCUCCUGGAAAAGGAGCUCAGCUGUGAAGAGCAUACCUGUUAAUACUGUGAUCACACUCCCCCACGUUAUCGCAGAAAGUAUCCCACUCCAUGUUAAUGCAGAUCUGCCCUCAUUUGGUCGAGUCAGAGAAUCUUUACCUGUAAAAUAUCACCUACAGAAUAAGACUAAUUUAGUUCAAGAUGUAGAAGUAUCAGUGGAACCCAGUGAUGCCUUCAUGUUUUCUGGCCUUAAGCAGAUAAGAUUGCGAAUCCUUCCUGGUACUGAACAAGAAAUGUUAUACAACUUCUAUCCUCUCAUGGCUGGAUAUCAACAGCUGCCAUCACUCAACAUCAACCUGCUCCGGUUUCCACACUUCACUAACCAGCUGCUUAGAAGGUUUAUACCAACACACAUCUUCGUAAAGGAAUUACGCUGGUGGCUAGGAAGAGACCUGUCCAGGCAGACCACAGGGCCGUCAACCAGAUGAUGCUUCUAUUGCUGCUGCAUAACUGAGGAUUCGUGCACAAGGGAAACAAUUUUGCACAGAAUAUAUAGAACUCUUUCUUUUUCAAGCUCUAGCUUUGCUCAAGCUACAAACAAAAACAUUAUCUGUAGAUUGGUAAUAACUGCUAGGACUAACUAAUUUUCUGUGUGGACUUGAUUCUAACGAAUAAAUACACAGGAAAAUGUCCAUGUUUUAUUUAACAUUUUUUGACUUUUCUGAAAGUUAAAUGGAAGUGUUAUUUAUUAUGUAUAUUGAAUAUAGGUGAAGUUAACUUGGCCAAAAUGAAAAUAAUAAUAAUUCUGGCUUCACUAGUGUUGUUUUGAGGUGCAAUGUGUGUGGCAUAUGUUGCAAUAAUUGAUUCCCCCUUCAGAUUUUAUAGCAUUGAAAUGUCUCUUCUUUAUAGACCCUUGUUUUUGUGGCACUCUGCAUUCCGUGUAAAGAGCGGGAUCCAUUCAUAUCCUUAUUGUCUUAGCAGGCUCUGGCUACUUGGCACACGAUGCAUAAUUCCAGGUGUUGAAUGAACAAGUGUGUCAUUUCAUAGUAAAACCUGGUGAUGCUUCAGACCUGUUGGCUACUAAGUACUGCAGUGCUAUAGCUACUGUGAAGCUGCUUUGGAGGGCUUUUCUUUACCCCUGAGGAACAGGCAAAAGAUACUGGUGAAUGUAAGUAUGAAGGAAGGAUCUCACAGCACUGAAAAACUGGUGGUUCCUAAGGGUAGCUUUAAGCUGCUGUUACAACGGUAGGCAAAUCCAGGCUUCUUUAUUCAGUCUUUUGCUAUAGGAGGAGAGAAACCCUAAAUUAUUCAGUACUAGGGAAUGCUGUGGCUGGAUUUUGUUUUCAAGGAGCCACAUGUAUCUACGAAAUGCCAACCACCCUUGCAGAACUUUCCCAUAAAGCCAUGCCAUGGUAGGCCUUUUGGGACAAGCUGAAACUUUUGAUUAAUGCAUACAUGUGUGAAAUCGUUGUUGUUUUUAGGACAGGCCUGUUACUACUGACUAGCUCAAAAAUACUUUCCACCGUAAACUGUAGUCGCUAUCUAUAAAUUGGAAACAAGUUUAUGAAAAAUGCCCCACUGCAAUGCGGUAGUAUCAUCUAGCUGUAAAAAAUUUACCCAGUUCAGCCACCUUCCUUUUAUCAGGGUAACUCUGCAUGUAGAACAUCAGUUAAUUAGUUAAGAGAAAUCCAUUAUAUCAAUGUUUAUAUGAAAUGGUGUUUAGAAUAUUCGCAGUAAAUCAUGUAAAUAAAAUCUGUUUUGUGAGAUUUUCCCAUUGUUUAAAUAAUAAAUUAAUUUAAGCUUUG